Molecule: messenger RNA, 1692 nt
Organism: Anolis sagrei ordinatus
Lineage: Eukaryota; Metazoa; Chordata; Lepidosauria; Squamata; Anolidae
Product: gastricsin-like
Biological process (GO): proteolysis
Molecular function (GO): aspartic-type endopeptidase activity
Source: RefSeq, a predicted model, not a curated record
UGUAUGUAUGAUGAUAAGAAACACUAUGGACCUCUGCCUCUAACAUAUGGGGUUAACACUAACUCACAUUCUAGAGAUAAAGGGGCUCUAAGAAGAACCUCAGAGUGAAGUGUUGUUGACCCAAAGAUAAGGUCCUGAUCUGUGAAUGUGGCAUUGCUGGAAGUGGGUGGAGGAAACAGCAUCAUGUAGGGUAUAAAAGUAGCAGCCCUGGUGCGCUAAAACCCACACGGUAUUCGAAGGCCAAGCUGCAGAAGCUAAAAAAAUCAGAAGCUGCAUCUAAGAAAAGGGCACCAUGAAGUGGCUAAUCCUUGCUAUGGUGUGCCUUCACCUUUGUGAAGGUGCAGUUAUCAAAGUUCCCCUGAAAAAAUGUAAGUCCAUGCGAGAGGUUAUGAAGGAGAAGGGUGUCCUGGAAGAAUUCUUAAAGAAUAAUAAAUAUGACCCAGCAAGCAAGUUCCUUAAUGAAUUUGCCUCUGGCUAUGAACCCCUGUCUAACUACAUGGAUAUGUCCUACUAUGGAGAGAUCAGCAUUGGAACCCCACCACAGAACUUCUUGGUUCUCUUUGACACUGGGUCAUCCAACCUCUGGGUGGCUUCAGUAUAUUGCCAGAGUGAAGCCUGCACAAACCAUCCACUGUACAACCCGAACCAGUCUUCUACUUACUCCACCAAUGACCAAAGCUUCUCUCUGCAAUAUGGAACUGGAAGUCUCACCGGGAUCUUUGGCUAUGACACUGUCACUAUCCAAGGCAUUUCCAUUACCAGUCAGGAAUUCGGCUUGAGUGAAACUGAACCUGGUACUAACUUUGUCUAUGCCCAAUUUGAUGGCAUCCUGGGAAUGGCUUAUCCUGCCAUCUCUUCUGGUGGUGCUACCACUGUGCUGCAAGGACUGCAGCAGGAAAACCUUCUGGAUUCCCCUGUUUUUGGCUUCUAUUUGAGCGGCAAUGAGGGUUCCCAGGGUGGUGAACUUGCCUUGGGAGGAGUUGAUACCAACUUGUACUCUGGUCAGAUUGUCUGGACUCCAGUCACUCAAGAAGCUUACUGGCAAAUUGGGAUUCAAAGCUUCUAUAUCGGCAACUCAAUCACUGACUGGUGCAGCCAGGGAUGCCAGGCAAUUGUCGAUACUGGAACAUCCCUCCUGACUGCUCCACAGCAGGUCUUUGGUGAGCUGAUGCAAUAUGUUGGAGCAGAACAGGACAGCAAUGGCCAGUAUGUGGUCAGCUGCAGCAACAUUCAGAGCAUGCCAACUAUUACAUUUGUCAUUGGUGGAAGCAGCUUCCCCUUGAGUCCCUCUGCUUACGUCUUGGAGAACAACAGUGGCUACUGCACAGUUGGCAUCAUGCCCACAUACCUGCCAUCCCAGAAUGGGCAACCCUUGUGGAUCCUUGGUGAUGUCUUCCUCAGGUCAUACUACUCCGUAUAUGAUUUUGGCAACAACCAGGUUGGCUUUGCUGCAGCAGCAUAAACUCAUCCAGCACCCUUACGAGCCUCUUCAAACCUCUUCAUUCUUCCUCUUCUUAUGCUUCUGUUUGCUAAACUUUAAGUCUACCACUCAUUCAUUCAUUUCCCUUUCUAAGAACUUGGAUAUUUUUCUUCUGCAGCAUUUGAAAUACCUCCUGUGAAAGAUCCAUAACAUGAUUGUUGGCUUUCUCUCCAAAGUUACUGCAAACAAAUAAAGUAAUUAAACAAACUUGA